CUCUAGCUCCUCCGGAGCUGCGAGAUCAGCUGAGCCUUGGUGUCACGUGGGCUGUGUGUCGAAGGUCACAGCGCUCACAAUGGAGCUGUCGGAGUAUGUGCAGAGCGGUUUGCAGGUCCUAGCCGAUUCUGGCUGCUUUUCUCCUAGAGCCUACACGGUUCUGCUCCAGACGGCUUUCCAGAGCCUGCUCAACACCCAGGCGGACCAGGUAGCUUUAGAUCACCCAGAGUUGAAACAUAUUGACCCAAUAGUAUUAAAACAUUGUCAUGCAGCAGCUGCAACUUGUAUACUGGAGGCUGGAAAACACAAAGCCGACAAAUCCGCGAUAAGCACAUAUCUAGAAGACUGUAAAUUUGAUAGAGAGAGAAUAGAACAAUUUUUCACCGAAUAUCAGAAAAACAAAGCUACGUUGGAAAUCAUAUUGGGAAGCAUAGGCAGAUGUCCUCUGCACAUAACCGAUGUUUCUUGGCGCCUGGAAUAUCAGAUCAAGACCAACCAACUUCAUAAAGCUUACCGACCUGCCUAUUUGGUGACCUUAAAUGUGGAGAACAACGACUCAAGAUCACACCCUGACGUUAGUUUUAGUUGCACUAUGGAGCAAUUACAGGAUUUAGUUGGAAAACUAAAAGAUGCAGCAAAAAGCCUAGAAAGAGCAUCUCAGAUGUGAUUGUCAAUUUCCUUCGAUCUACCGGCUUCAAGAGGAAGAAAAGUUCACUGAGUCUUAACAGUUUCUUCGUGGGGAACAUGAUGAAUCAAUUUUCUUUUUAAAUACCAUGUAGUUACAGACUCUUAGACUUAUUACUUAUCAGCUAUUGAAUCUGAAAAAUCUCUUCUAGUAGCUGUAUCUCUUCUGUAACUACUAUUUACCUAUGGUCAAAUGUAUGUUCUUUGUAAAAGUCCUGUUUUUCUCAUUACAACUAUUCUUAGGUUAGAUGUCAGAUAAUUGGUUUGUCUUUAAAAUAUUCACUUUCUUUUACUAUGUGCAUCUGAAAUUUUUUCUGAUUUUCAUGUAUAAUAAAAUGGAUUAAUUUCUUCUCUCUA
Molecule: messenger RNA, 1041 nt
Organism: Pelodiscus sinensis (Chinese soft-shelled turtle)
Lineage: Eukaryota; Metazoa; Chordata; Testudines; Trionychidae
Gene: COMMD3
Product: COMM domain containing 3
Biological process (GO): sodium ion transport
Source: RefSeq, a predicted model, not a curated record